This is a messenger RNA of Lobosporangium transversale, 431 nucleotides long. RefSeq lists its product as hypothetical. Bases 27 to 431 code for a protein of 134 amino acids. Lineage: Eukaryota; Fungi; Mortierellomycota; Mortierellomycetes; Mortierellales; Mortierellaceae. The transcript has 3 exons. The record is from RefSeq and is a predicted model, not a curated record.
UGUGAUUCAAAUUGGAUGGGAAUCCCAUGCCAUUCCUCAUAGAUCCUAAUGGCAACAGAAUCGAACCUUCAUGGAGUGCAUUCUAUCUUGACAAGCUCCUGGAUGUCACUACAGAAAUACCACAGAUCUGCAGCUGCAAUUGCGACAGUAACAGUGACAGCAACAGUUUGGAUCAGCCUUUCAACCAAUCCCUUACUACUUACCAGAACGCACAAACCGAGUUGAUCAAGCCUGAGCUUGAACAGAUUAAAGCGUUAUUGCGGAAGGUUAAAGUGAAGAGCGAUCAGAUGAUGCACCUACAAUCGGAAAUGCUUAGAAUGCAAGCGACCAUGAUCAAAAUGCAGUUGGAGCCCAAGGACGAGAAAAUGGAUGAACUGCAAUGCUAUGGGAGACCAAAAAGAAAGACGAUGAAAUGCUUAAACUGUAACUAG